This is a messenger RNA of Cervus elaphus (red deer), 2101 nucleotides long. RefSeq names its product 5-aminoimidazole-4-carboxamide ribonucleotide formyltransferase/IMP cyclohydrolase (gene ATIC). The coding region runs from base 144 to 1922 and encodes 592 amino acids. The transcript has 16 exons. Gene Ontology annotation, cellular component: cytosol. Gene Ontology annotation, molecular function: phosphoribosylaminoimidazolecarboxamide formyltransferase activity; IMP cyclohydrolase activity. Lineage: Eukaryota; Metazoa; Chordata; Mammalia; Artiodactyla; Cervidae. Gene Ontology annotation, biological process: 'de novo' IMP biosynthetic process. The record is from RefSeq and is a predicted model, not a curated record.
GGUUGGAUCACGUGACGGAUCAGGUGCUCACAGGGCCCGCCCCGCUUCCUUCCGGGAUAAAUUCUGGCCGCACCGCCUCCUUGUGCACGUGCAGUCGCCGCUGUUGUCCCCAGCUUGUCCGCGGACCCCUGCGGCCUGCAGCCAUGGCACCCGGCCAGCUCGCUUUAUUUAGUGUCUCUGACAAAACUGGCCUUGUGGAGUUUGCCAGGAACUUAGCUUCUGUUGGUUUGAAUCUGAUCGCCUCUGGAGGGACUGCAAAAGCCCUCAGAGAUGCUGGUUUGGCAGUCAGAGAUGUCUCUGAGAUAACUGGAUUUCCUGAAAUGCUAGGGGGGCGUGUAAAAACCUUGCAUCCUGCAGUCCAUGCUGGAAUCUUGGCUCGUAAUAUCCCAGAAGAUAGUGCUGACAUGGCCAAACUUGAUUUCGAUCUUAUAAGAGUUGUUGUUUGUAAUCUGUAUCCCUUUGUGAAGACAGUGGCUUCUCCAGGUGUAACUGUUGAAGAGGCUGUUGAACAUAUUGACAUUGGAGGGGUGACUCUGCUGAGAGCAGCAGCCAAAAACCACGCUCGGGUGACGGUAGUAUGUGAGCCGGAGGACUAUGCAGCCGUAGCCUCAGAGAUGCAGGACUCCGACAGCAAAGACACAUCCUUGGAGACAAGACGCCUGUUAGCCUUGAAGGCUUUUACUCAUACAGCACAGUAUGAUGAAGCAAUUUCAGAUUACUUCAGGAAAGAGUACAGUAAAGGAGUAUCUCAGAUGCCCCUGAGGUAUGGCAUGAACCCUCAUCAGACUCCUGCCCAGCUGUAUACCCUGAAGCCCAAGCUCCCUAUCACAGUUCUGAAUGGAGCCCCUGGAUUUAUAAACUUGUGUGAUGCUUUGAACGCCUGGCAGCUGGUGAAGGAGCUCAAAGAAGCUUUAGGCCUUCCAGCCGCUGCUUCUUUCAAACAUGUUAGCCCAGCAGGUGCUGCUGUUGGAAUUCCACUUAGUGAAGACGAAGCCAGCGUCUGUAUGGUCAAUGAUCUGUACAAAACCCUCACACCUAUAGCCACUGCAUAUGCAAGAGCAAGAGGGGCUGAUAGGAUGUCUUCCUUUGGUGACUUUGUUGCAUUAUCUGAUAUUUGCGAUGUCCCUACUGCCAAAAUUAUCUCCAGAGAGGUAUCUGAUGGUAUUAUUGCCCCGGGAUAUGAAAAUGAAGCUUUGAAAAUACUUUCCAAAAAGAAAAAUGGGAAUUACUGUGUUCUUCAGAUGGACCAGUCUUACAGUCCAGAUGAAAAUGAAGUUCGAACUCUUUUUGGUCUUCGUUUAAGCCAGAAGAGAAAUAAUAGUGUUGUCAACAGGUCACUGUUUAGCAACAUUGUUACCAAGAAUAAAGAUUUGCCGGAAUCUGCGCUCAGGGACCUCAUUGUGGCCACCAUUGCUGUCAAGUACACUCAGUCUAACUCUGUGUGCUAUGCCAAGAACGGGCAGGUUAUUGGCAUCGGAGCAGGACAGCAGUCUCGUAUACACUGCACACGCCUUGCAGGUGACAAGGCAAACUAUUGGUGGCUUAGACAUCACCCGCAAGUGCUUUCCAUGAAGUUUAAAACUGGCGUGAAGAGAGCAGAAAUCUCCAAUGCCAUCGAUCAGUAUGUUACUGGAACUAUCGGCGAGGGUGAAGAUUUGAUUAAGUGGAAGGCACUGUUUGAGGAGGUCCCUGAGUUGUUAACCGAGACAGAAAAAAAGGAAUGGGUUGACAAACUUAAUGAAGUUUCCAUCAGCUCUGAUGCUUUCUUUCCUUUCCGGGACAAUGUAGACAGAGCUAAAAGGAGUGGUGUGGCCUACAUCGCUGCCCCUUCCGGUUCUGCCGCUGACAAAGUUGUGAUCGAGGCUUGCGAUGAGCUGGGAAUAAUCCUUGCUCACACGAAUCUCCGGCUCUUCCAUCACUGACUUCAUCAAUACAUUAUUUUAUACCCUGCCUAUGUGUAGGUAAAAUAUCAUGUAUGGAAUUUUGAAAAUAACCUUUUUUAAAAGUAAAGCAUUAAGUUUUCAUAAUCUUUGGUCUAUACUGUCUUAGUUAUAGAAACUGUCUUGAUUAUUGUAACUUAAUAGUAAAUAGUGAAAUUGGG